Thamnophis elegans (Western terrestrial garter snake) is the source of this 1689-nucleotide messenger RNA. RefSeq names its product lymphocyte antigen 6 complex locus protein G6f-like. The coding region runs from base 82 to 1035 and encodes 317 amino acids. The record is from RefSeq and is a predicted model, not a curated record. NCBI's taxonomy places the organism in Eukaryota, Metazoa, Chordata, Lepidosauria, Squamata, Natricidae. The transcript is spliced from 6 exons.
AUGCUGGGGAUGUGAACGAAGAACCUCUGCUGGAUCAGAGCAAAAAACCCAAACAUUUUAGCCCAGUUAUGUUGUUUUCGCAUGAUGGUCCUUCGGAAGAAUCUCUCCUCUGAAAUGGAUGCUGGUGUUCCAACUUCUAGGACUGCAAAAGCCAUUCUGGCCACCUUCUUCCUACUUGUCCAACUUUGUGAUGCCAACACUGUAUACGCAGAGAGAGGCUCUUCCCCAGAGUUGCCCUGCCCGUGUCCAUCUUGUUCUGAUCCUACACUAAUGUCCUGGUAUUGUGUCCAGCAAGGCCAAACAGCUUUACUCUUCCGCAAACUCCCCAACAACCAAAUAAAUCGUUUUCCAGCUGCCUGGAGCCGGCUCAAGAUGCUUCAGAAUAACUCGCUUCAGUUUCACGAUGUGAGGGAUAAUGACACAGGUCGCUACUGGUGUGACAUGAACCAUUUUUAUGAUCUCGUGGUGGUGAGAAGCAGUCAGCAAAGGUUGGAGUCCUACCAGACUGAUAGCACGUGCUACAUCUUGAGCUGUUUAUUCCCAUCCAAGGAAUUCUACAGGGAAGUGGUAACCUGGUGGGAAGGUGGAAAACAAAUCCUGGAUGUUGAUCAGAUGGGAAGACCCAGCAUAUUUAAGGGGAAAAGGGCCUCUCAACUCCACAUUUGUAUGAAAAAAGAGGCUUUGGAGAAAACCCCGAAGAAGCAUGUCAAAUGCCGCUUUGCUCGGAAGACCGAAAUCACGUUCAAGUUGAUGGAUAAUCAUCAUGACCGCUGUACUUGUAGUACUUUGAUGCCUUCUUUGCAGGAUACAAGGACAGUGAAAAAUAGUUUAUCGUCUCAGUGCUCAAAAGUCGAAAUAAACGGAGUGCCGUGGAUUCCACUGGCUGUUUGCAUUAUAUUGCAAUUUCUAAUCAUACUUACUCUGGUGGUAUUGUGGAGGAGAAGCUGUAGCCAGAGGUACACAGACCAUCUGAAGAAGCCCCGGAAAGAUAUCCCCCUAUCUGAAUACACACCACAGAUCUACGAGAAUAUUUAACCAGGACCAUCGCUGCUGUGACAAGGGAAAUAUUUUGGUUCUCACAGAGUCAAGCAACCUUGGACCAAACCCAGCAACUCUUGAGCAAUGUUACAUUUCCCAAGACCUAACCUUUUCCUGGCUUUUGUGUGUGCUUUUUAAUCCUGCCAGGCCUUUCAUAAUCCUCUGAUCAACCUGCCAGGAUUGUAGUUCCCAUCAUCUAUUAGUUAGGUUGGCCGGCAAAGAUAGGUUGAUUUAGCAUAUAGCACAUCAGGAAAGCACCAGAGAAGAUAGAUCAAAAAAACAAAGCCUUGGAUUCUGGGGGAUUUCCUCUGGUCUGAAUUAAAACAGCCUCCACCCAUCCUGAAAAACAAUAGAGGGAUGACAUACACUGUCUCCAUGGCUUAUUUGUCUCCUCCCUCGGUUUCAAGAUCAUCCAACACUUGUGAUUUUUCUCCAAGCAACAAUGGGUUUUAUGCAUUUUGAAGUUGCCUUUUUGGGAUAUCGAAAAGAGGAGGAAAGCACUAUUUCAAGAUCAAUACAGUUAAGGACUGUUUAAGUCGUAUUCAUGAGCUGGCGAAUAGAGAACAGGGUGGGCUGCAGCAGUGGUAGGAUUCAAUUAUUUUUUACUGCCAGUUCUGUCGGCGUGGCUUGGUGGGCGUGGCGUGGCUUGGU